UGGGAGAGGAGGUCUUCAGUGAGGGAACACGAGUGAGCUGCCGUUCAAAGAACUACUGAGCAACCACAACUUGACUGACUGACUGGGCUCGAAAAGCUAUCACCAACAACCCGAGUGAAUAUCUAGAACGUCUUCAAUAUGUCAAAAGUCAAUCUCAGUAUUGUGGCAGUCAGCAUUCUGCUGGUAGUGGGGACAUGGGCCCAGAAUCCCAAGAAGGCGCUGAAACCACCAAAGCCAAACAAGGCUCAGUGCUGCGAUGAGGUGCGUUCUCUCAAGGUUCAAGUGGCUAAUCUGACCAGUCUCCUCGGGGAGCUGAGCCGCAAGCAGGAGGCAGACCUGAUGACUGUCGUGAGGCAAAUCAUGGACCUGGACAAACAGAACCGGCAGCAGGAAGCCAGGGUCACCGAGGCCGAGAGCAAGUACUCUGAAAUCAACAACCGUGUGGAGAUCAUGCAGCUUCAGACCCUGCAGUCUGCUCCUCAGACGACAACAUCAGAUGCCAUCUAUGACUGUGCAACACUCUACAGCAAGAACUAUAAGAUCUCUGGCGAGUACAAACUUCCAAAAGAUGAGUUCCUGGGAACACCUGAGCUCAGUGUGUUCUGUGAUAUGGAGACAAACGGAGGUGGCUGGACUCUCAUCCAGAGGCGUAAAGUUGGUCUGACAAUAUUUAGCCGCGACUGGAAGCAGUACAAAAGCGGAUUUGGAUCCAUCCGCGGAGACUUCUGGCUUGGCAAUGACCACAUAUUCCGUCUAACAAGGCAGCCUAGUGUGCUCAGAAUUGAGAUGGAGGACUGGGAAGGAGAGACUCGUUAUGCUGAGUACGGGCUUUUCUCUGUGGCCAAUGAGCUCAACAGCUACAAGCUCUUACUUGCCAACUACAGAGGGAAUGCUGGAGAUUCUUUGCGCUACCAUAACAACACCAACUUCAGCACUUUCAACAAAGACAAUGACAAGUGUGUGGAUAACUGUGCGGCAUUGCGCAAAGGUGGUUACUGGUACAAUUGCUGCACUGACUCAAACUUGAAUGGAGUUUUUUACCGCUACGGUGAGCACAUGAAGGGCACGGAUGGGAUCACUUGGUACGGAUGGCAUGGUCCCAACUAUUCCCUCAAAAAGGUGGAGAUGAAAGUCCGGCCAGUAGGUUUCCAGCCCUAAAUUCUACAGAUGUAAAUCCUGGAUCAAGACCACACAAGAUCUCACUUAUACAUGAUCAACCAAAAAUGGCUUUCCGACAGCUGCCAAAGGAAGUCAAUUUGUUGAGAAUUGCCUUGAUGAGGUUCAAGUCAGUUGAAUGUUUUGUUGGUAUUGGGUGUUAUUGUAAAUUGUAGUUGUGUUUAGUAUAUUUAUCAGAAAAAUAUUGUAUUUUAAAUGUAUGCUCUUUUUCCACUGUACCACAUGGGUGGCUGGACUAUGACUCAUUUACAGUACUUGCAAAAUCAAGAAAGCUUUUUUUUUCCUGCAUUGAUAAAUUUCAUUCAUGAAGAGUAGCAAAGACAUGUCAAGGUGGAUCAAAUCUAUAUCAUGUGUGGGUAAAACCCAAUUUCAAUGCAUCGUUUUAUUGCUGGAAUGGGACCAAAUGCAUUUUAAUUGUGCUGCAUUUUAUUUUAAAACAAACUAUUGAUGUCUGAAAUUUGUAAAAUGUGUACAGAGCUGUAAGUAUGCUGUUUUUAUGUGACAGAAAAUAAACAUAUUUUUUAAAA
Hippocampus comes (tiger tail seahorse) is the source of this 1703-nucleotide messenger RNA. RefSeq names its product angiopoietin-like 7 (gene angptl7). Gene Ontology annotation, biological process: blood coagulation. Lineage: Eukaryota; Metazoa; Chordata; Actinopteri; Syngnathiformes; Syngnathidae. The record is from RefSeq and is a predicted model, not a curated record. The coding region runs from base 139 to 1158 and encodes 339 amino acids. The transcript has 5 exons.